This is a messenger RNA of Procambarus clarkii (red swamp crayfish), 823 nucleotides long. RefSeq names its product Small ribonucleoprotein particle protein SmE (gene SmE). Gene Ontology annotation, cellular component: precatalytic spliceosome; U2 snRNP; U4/U6 x U5 tri-snRNP complex. The record is from RefSeq and is a predicted model, not a curated record. Gene Ontology annotation, molecular function: RNA binding. Lineage: Eukaryota; Metazoa; Arthropoda; Malacostraca; Decapoda; Cambaridae. Gene Ontology annotation, biological process: spliceosomal snRNP assembly; mRNA splicing, via spliceosome.
GCCCACCAAUCACACGUGCUCCUCCGCCUCACUAUUGACAACGUUUGUGGCAGCGUCACAGACACCAGCCUCGAUUUUUGUGUUUUUGAAGGGGAUUUCUUCGCUCCGCAACUUUCAAGAUGUCGUACGCUCCCAAGUCUAAAGUGCAGAAGGUUAUGGUGCUGCCCAUUAAUCUUAUCUUUAGGUACCUGCAGUCCCGUGCCCGUGUACAGGUGUGGCUUUAUGAAAACCAGAACUUACGUAUUGAAGGUCACAUAAUUGGUUUUGACGAGUACAUGAAUGUUAUGCUGGACCAGGCUGAAGAAGUACACAUGAAGAAAGGUACUAGGAAGACUAUUGGUCGCAUUCUGUUGAAGGGUGAUAAUAUCACUUUAAUCCAAAACACUCAACCAGAUGGUACAAACAUGUAGUUAUGUAGUCGCCAUCUGUGGUUCCUCGACUGUCGGACAAGCAGUUAUCCGAGCACCAGUCAGGAGGCAGUUCUACAAUAAGGCAUUGAAUGUAUUUGAAUGGAGUACAAGUAUCUUUGGAUUUGCACUAAUUUUUCCAUAAUUAUCCAUAUAGUCAUUUAUUAAAUGUAUUUUGCCUAGAAUUUUAUGAAAAUUUAAGUUUGAAUUUAAAUUUAACUUUAUUUUGGCAACAGUGGCAUUGAAUAUACUGUAUUUGUUUCAAUAAAAUUUGGCUAUUGUGAGAGGUAUGUCUGCUCUCAUUAAUAUUUAAAUGUAUUUUUUCAUUAGGUAAACUACAAUAGUUUGGGAGUUUUCAUAGUGCAAUUUUUUAAUGUUUGAAUGGAAACAAUUUUGUAAUAAAAACAUAAACCUUU